UUUGAUGGUGACUUCAUAAUUAACAUACAAUGUCCAUAAAAAUAAUACACACUCCACUACUGAAAUGAAAAGGCAAAACCAAAGCUCUGUGGUUGAAUUCAUCCUCUUGGGUUUUUCUGAUUUUCCUGAACUCCAAGAGCAGCUCUUUGGGGUUUUCUUGGUUAUUUACGUGGUGACUCUGAUAGGAAAUGCCACUAUUAUAGUCAUCAUCUCCCUGGAACAGAGCCUCCAUGUUCCCAUGUACCUGUUUCUCUUGAACUUGUCUGUGGUGGAUGUGAGUUUCAGUGCAGUUGUUAUGCCUGAAACGCUGGUGGUCCUCUCCACUGAGAAAACGUCGAUUACUUUUGCAGGCUGUUUUGCACAGAUGUAUUUCCUACUUCUUUUUGGUGUGACUGAAUGUUUUCUCCUGGGGGCAAUGGCUUAUGACCGAUUUGCUGCAAUCUGCCAUCCUCUGAGUUACCCAAUGAUUAUGAACAAAAGGGUUUUUGUGAAAUUAGUAAUGUUCUCAUGGAUCUCAGGGAUCACGGUAGCUACGCUGCAGGCCACGUGGGUUUUUAGUUUUCCCUUUUGUGGCCCUGGUGAAAUUAAUCACCUCUUCUGUGAGACUCCCCCAGUCUUAGAGCUUGUAUGUGCAGACACCUUUUUGUUUGAAAUCUAUGCAUUCACUGGCACCAUUUUGAUUAUCGUGGUUCCUUUCUUGUUGAUACUCUUGUCUUACAUUCGAAUUCUCUUUGCCAUCCUGACGAUGCCAUCCACCACUGGGAGGCAAAAGGCCUUUUCCACUUGUGCCUCCCAUCUCACGUCUGUUACCCUCUUCUAUGGCACAGCCAGCAUGACUUAUUUGCAGCCCAAAUCUGGCUACUCCCCUGAAACCAAGAAACUGAUGUCAUUGGCUUACACGCUGCUUACACCUCUGAUGAAUCCUCUGAUCUACAGCUUGCGAAACAGUGAAAUGAAAAGAGCUUUGAUGAAAAUAUGGCGAAGAAAAGUAGAUUUACACACAUUCUGACUAUGCUGGGAAGCCCUGUGACAUUUGGUCACUGCC
Rhinolophus ferrumequinum (greater horseshoe bat) is the source of this 1045-nucleotide messenger RNA. RefSeq names its product olfactory receptor 10A3. Gene Ontology annotation, molecular function: olfactory receptor activity; G protein-coupled receptor activity. Gene Ontology annotation, cellular component: membrane. The record is from RefSeq and is a predicted model, not a curated record. NCBI's taxonomy places the organism in Eukaryota, Metazoa, Chordata, Mammalia, Chiroptera, Rhinolophidae. The coding region runs from base 65 to 1009 and encodes 314 amino acids. The transcript has a single exon. Gene Ontology annotation, biological process: G protein-coupled receptor signaling pathway.